Molecule: messenger RNA, 3087 nt
Organism: Rhagoletis zephyria (snowberry fruit fly)
Lineage: Eukaryota; Metazoa; Arthropoda; Insecta; Diptera; Tephritidae
Source: RefSeq, a predicted model, not a curated record
CCAAAACCAGAUGUUGAAAGUAAAGCUAUAGGAACAAAGUCUGACAAUCAAUGGGACGAUGACUGGGGAAAUGAAGAUGACACAAAGUCAAAUGUUUCAGAUCAAAUUGUUAUUCUGACAGAAAAGUCUUCUAAUCUCUUUGAGUCUAAGUCUGAUGCAUCUUCUCAAUUUAUUGAAGAUGAUGUGCAUUUUCAACCAAAGCCCGAAGCAGAAAAGAAAGAUGUUGAAACAAAAUCUGACAACCAAUGGGACGAUAACUGGGGAAAUGAAGAUGACACAAAAUCAAGUGUUCCAGUCCAAAUUAUUUCAUCAGCUGAUAAGCCUUCCACUGGAUUCUUUGGGUCAAAAUCUGAUCCAUCUUCUCAAUUGAUCAAAGAUGAUGUGCGUUCUCAACCAAAGCCCGAAGCAGAAAAAAAAGCUGAAACACAAUCUGACAAUCAGUUAUUGAACAACGAUGACUGGAACGAUGACUGGGGUAAUUAUGAUGAGGAUUCAAAACCGAAUGUCUCCGCACUUGGCAAGAGCGAACCUACUGUCGAUUCUAACGCUCAACCAAAACUUCAAACGAGUGAACUGAAAGAAGUGAAAGCUAAGGAGGAUAAACCAAUUUUAGUGAAGAAAACUAAAUCUAAAGUUACUUCUACUGCUAAACUGUUCAGCAGCAGUACCAGCACUCAAUUGAAAGCUCCUGUUAAAAGCAAAAAUGAAUGGGCCAAUGAUGACUGGGGCAAUGACUGGGACGAUUUUGAGCCUUUAACCCUAAGUGACAGACGCAGCUCUGCUCAAACUGACCUGUCCAUUGACUCUGACUGGAGUGCUGAUUGGGAGGUUAAGCCUAAACCCAAAGUUCAAAAGCACCCUAAACCUUCGCCUUCUACCACUUUUCCGCGAGCUUCAAAAAGCAUCAGUGAUGAUCAUUUCAUAUCAAAUCAGCAGCUGAAACCGACUCCCUCAUCGUCAUCAACCAGUGAUUCGCAGAUCAUGAACGAUCAACAGUCUGUCAUGCAAAAUCAGUACAAGCCUACACUUAGCCAGCAACAAACUGGUGAGGCUUCAGGUGCAUCUUGGUUUUCUGACUUUCGAUCUGCAACUCGAACUGCUGCUCUCACUACUGUGACUCACGCUGUGAACCGGUGGUCUUUCAAUCCCACUAAUAUUCUCGAUGCUGUUGUGGAAAACAUCAGUAGUGCAGUUGGUGUUCCUUCGGCCGAAGAAAUGGCAACCGUUAUGCGACAACAGCAACAUCAGAUUCGGCACACUUUUGUCGAGCAUGAUCAUGUUAUCCGUAAAAGAGAAGCAAUAGAGAACUUGCGCAUCAAAUACUUCUACGAUGAUAGUGUUCAAAAAAUUACGAUUGAAAAAUUUCAAAUCAUCAAUAAUACAGUAUUACCUGAGGCAAUCACUUACUGGCAACAAGCUUUAUCAGUGAAGCCUUUUGGAGUGCCUAUCAAAUUAAACAGAAAAUGCCUCAACGAUCAUUCACUAUAUCCUGAAUUUAGUUACAAUCAUCAGUACUGCAUCAAUGAUUGUGAAGCCUACACUCUUUGUGGCGAAGUAGUCAUUCCAGAGAGUCACUUGCAGGAAUGUCGAGUUUGCAAAAGCAACGGGGAAGACUGCAAGGUGAUGCCUCCUCAGUUUCCAGAACGAGGUAUUCCAGAUGCGGAUUUUGUUUUUUACAUUUCCACCAUGCAAACGGACCGAUGCAGCAAAGGUAACACCAUUGCCUAUGCUGCUCACUGUCAACAAGAGACUGCUUUUAACCGUCCAAUUGCCGGCCAUGCAAAUAUUUGUCCCAAUUCCAUUUCGACAAAGCCACAAGAUCUCGAAACUUUGAUAUCAACUUUUAAACAUGAGAUUUUACAUGCUCUCGGGUUUUCUGUUUCUCUGUACGCAUUUUAUCGUGAUAAGAAUGGAAACGCUUUCAGCGGUUCUAUGAGCAAGCUUGUAAACUCCUCUCAGAGUCCAAGUUUUACAAGCGAUGGAUCUUCAAUACAUCGAAUCAGUAGAAAAAUAUUACGUAAAGUGAUUCGACCAAAAUGGAAAGUCCGGGGUGGAGCAAUUGACCAUGCUGUUUUUGUCAUUUCCACCCCCAAUGUCAUUAAUGAAGUUCGGGACCAUUUUAACUGUUCACUUCUUGAAGGGGCAGAACUAGAAAACCAAGGCGAGGAUGGCACUGCGUUGACUCAUUGGGAGAAAAGACUGUUUGAGAAUGAAGCAAUGACCGGUACACACACUCAAAACCCCGUGUAUUCGCGAAUCACUUUAGCACUGAUGGAGGAUACUGGCUGGUACAAGGCCAACUACUCACUUGCCCAGCCUUUGGAGUGGGGCAAGAACCUGGGUUGUGAUUUUGCAAUGAGAAGCUGUAAGGACUGGAUGGACUUGAAACGUUCUCGCGGUGAGAGUAUUCACCCAUUCUGCGACAAAGUGAAGAAGGACCCACUGCAAACUGAAUGUACCGAUAAUCGUGAUUCAGUGGCACUGUGCAAUCUUCGAGAAUACGAACAAAAAGUUGAACAACUUUUCCAAAACUUUGACUACAUUCCCAACGUCAAAAACGAAUCACUGCCAUUGUACGGCGGCUCUGUGGCACUGGCCGACUAUUGUCCUUAUAUUCAAGAGUUUACGUGGAAACUGAACGAAGAAGUUGUGAGAGGCUCCAAGUGCUCCUUUACUGAAAACAACCCACAACCAGAGAAAAAUUUUGCUCUUGAACAAUACGGUCCCAACUCAAAGUGUUUUAAUCAUAACGAGGAAAUGUGGGAGGAGAGAAACUGUUAUGAGAUUCGACAAUGGCAACACUGGGGUUCAGGCUGUUAUCAAUACCGCUGCUUUGACGGGUUGGUUCAUGUGCUGAUCAACAAUCAGACGUUCACUUGCCUGCACGAGAACCAUGAAAUCAAAAUUCAACUUUUCUUCGGCAAUUGGCUUCACAGGGGCACCAUUGUCUGCCCUAAAUGCUCAGAGCUCUGUGAGGCAUGCAAGCAACUGGACAAUGAAACAGUGGCAGAACUAAAGAAACGAGAGAAACCGGCGAAACAGUAUCUCAAAUGCUCAUCCUGCCUUGCGAGCUCACCAUUUUUAACU